Durusdinium trenchii is the source of this 945-nucleotide messenger RNA. The record is from the annotation of a GenBank genome assembly. NCBI's taxonomy places the organism in Eukaryota, Dinophyceae, Suessiales, Symbiodiniaceae.
AUGGCAGCAGCCUGUCGCCCCUCCGCUUUGCAGCGCUUGCCUUCGCGGCCGCAGCCAGCUAGUGCUGUCAUAGAUCCACGCUUUGCUGAGCUGAUAGGACAUCACUGUUUGGCGAGUGUUACCUUUGCUGUGGCAGGUACAGCUGUGUGUCGGGUCUGGCGAUGGCCGCCAAGGUGCUUGGAUGUUUGCGAUAAACUUAGUCUGAACUUGGCAUCAAUACCCCAACUUGGGGUAUUGAUGGAGGGGCACAUGCAGGUGAAAGGAAAAGUUGAUUCCUGUAGCAUCCCCCAGCUGUCCCCAGCCCUCAGCUAUCCACAGCUCGCCCCAAGCUCAGUCGCGAAAGUUGCGCUUGAAUCCUUUGGAGCACUUGCAAUCCUUUACAAAACCUUCUCUUUUGAUCCAGCUGGCGUUCGAUUGGUCCAACGAUGUCAUGGUGAUGACAGGACAAGCAGGACAAGAUCAAGGAUUUUGACGCGAGCCAAGAGAAAAGUUUUGGAGCUGGAUGGGCAUGCAGUGUCACCGCAGAGUGGCAAUCCACAUCGAUAUACGCUGAUCUACCUACAUGGCUUAGGAGGUUGCGGUGCAGACUACCUCCAUGCUGACAGUGAGCUUUGUUGGCCUUGGCGCUUGGGGCCCUCCUAUGCGCCCGGCCUUAGAGCCGUAUUUCCAAGCGCCCCGCUGCAACAGCAGCCAUGGGGCGAGACAUUGCCUUCAUGGUAUCAGUACCAAGGCAUCGCCAGCAAUGAGCUCGCGAUGCCAGAGCAGCUGGCUGCUGUCCAGGAGGCCCUGGACGAGGUGAUCCGGCAAGAAAUUGAGCGCCUCGAGGCACCUGGCUGCGUCUUUCUCGGAGGAGUUUCUCAGGGGUGCAAUGUUGCGCUACUGACACGACCUGGGCGGCUUCGCUGGCAGCGUUGGCUUCCUUCCUGGAGACUCCUGGGGCUUUGA